Meyerozyma guilliermondii ATCC 6260 is the source of this 453-nucleotide messenger RNA. RefSeq lists its product as uncharacterized. Gene Ontology annotation, molecular function: carbohydrate:proton symporter activity. Bases 1 to 453 code for a protein of 150 amino acids. Gene Ontology annotation, biological process: transmembrane transport; carbohydrate transport. The record is from RefSeq and is a predicted model, not a curated record. The transcript has a single exon. Gene Ontology annotation, cellular component: membrane. Lineage: Eukaryota; Fungi; Ascomycota; Pichiomycetes; Serinales; Debaryomycetaceae.
AUGACUAUCUUUCUAUUACUAAUUGGAAUCUUACAGACUCCAGCAGACAAAAACCCACUGGUAGCAUGGGCACAAGUUGGUUACAUCUUUGAAUGGGCUGUAUCAUUUGAUUUGACUCUUGCACCCUUAGCGUACACCAUUUUGGGUGAGGUUUCCAGUACCAGGUUAAGAUCCCAGUCGAUUGCAAUUGGAAGAAAUGCCUACACUCUCUGCCAGUUGACUGCUCAGGUGGUACAGCCAUAUUUCAUGAAUCCUGGUCAUCUGGGAUUGAAAGGAAGGACAGGUUUCAUUUGGUUCGGAACCAGUUUUCCCACUCUCAUAUGGGCAAUUUUCCGUCUACCAGAAACCAAAGACCGCACCUACGAGGAGUUGGAUAUCCUUUUUGAGAGAGAAGUGCUACUUACCAAGUUUGCUAGUUACAAACUUGAUAUUAAUGAUGAAAUGAAAUGUUGA